Lycium ferocissimum is the source of this 1066-nucleotide messenger RNA. RefSeq names its product protein SYM1. Lineage: Eukaryota; Viridiplantae; Streptophyta; Magnoliopsida; Solanales; Solanaceae. Gene Ontology annotation, cellular component: membrane; cytoplasm. Bases 51 to 755 code for a protein of 234 amino acids. The record is from RefSeq and is a predicted model, not a curated record. The transcript has 6 exons.
UCCCUAUACGGCGCCUCUAUUUUUUCUCUGAAAGAAAGGAAAAAACAAGAAUGGGUUCAUUGAGUGGUGGAAAUGGAAGUAUAUGGGGAAUGGGAUUUUUCAAUUCUGAAUUUGGAAGAAGAAAAAGAAGUGGAAAAAAGGAAGGUAAAAACAGUAGUAGUAAUAAUAAUGCAUCAAAAUCCUCACAAGUGGAUGCAACUGGUGGAACAGGUUAUAGGUUUCCUUUAAAGCAAGCUAUAACUGCUAGUUCUCUUGCACUUACUGGUGACACUAUAGCUCAGCUUCGUGACCGUUGGAUCAAGAACAAAGAUACUCUUCCUAAUCCACCUCAUCCCAAGGAUAUGAUUGGUGCUCUCCUAUCUGAACAUGACUGGCUUAGGUCCAUCCGGAUGGCUUCGUAUGGAUUUUUGUUAUAUGGUCCUGGUACUUUCGCAUGGUACUCAUAUCUUGACAGAUGUAUGCCCAAGCAAAGUGUGGAGAAUGUAUUGAUGAAGGUUGUAUUAAACCAAAUUGUUCUAGGUCCUGCUGUAAUAGCUGUUAUCUUUGCAUGGAAUAAUUUAUGGCUGGGGAAACUUUCAGAUCUUCCAAACAAGUAUCAGAAAGAUGCCCUUCCAACUCUAUUAUUCGGAUUUAGGUUCUGGAUCCCUGUCAGUGUAUUGAACUUUUGGGCGGUUCCUCUUCAAGCUCGUGUUGCUUUCAUGUCUAUGGCUUCUAUAUUCUGGAAUUUCUGGCUGUCAGCAACUAUGAGCAAGUAACUGUCGCCCAAGGGAUUGGCAGGAGAGAGCAGGAUCGCACAAUUGAUAUAACUAGUCUGGCAAGACAGAAAAUGAUGUCUGGAGGCAGUGGUUGAGACCUUUCUGAUUUUCCAAAGGUGGCUCGCACUAGCGUUCAACAGUGUCUCAACUGGACCUCGUUCCCACAUAUGAUAUGUUAAGAGAAUUUGUUUCGCCAUUGCUAUAAGUUCUCCAGGAAUAGAGUUUUCUUUUGUUUACGACUCUAGUGCUAUCAUGAAAGGCAUUUGAUUGGCUUGUUUGACCAAUUAAUUCGUUAAUUUUCUUUCUCUGUC